This is a messenger RNA of Acinonyx jubatus (cheetah), 764 nucleotides long. It is a transcript of the gene EIF5A, whose product is annotated as eukaryotic translation initiation factor 5A. Gene Ontology annotation, molecular function: RNA binding; translation elongation factor activity; ribosome binding. The record is from RefSeq and is a predicted model, not a curated record. Gene Ontology annotation, biological process: positive regulation of translational termination; positive regulation of translational elongation. NCBI's taxonomy places the organism in Eukaryota, Metazoa, Chordata, Mammalia, Carnivora, Felidae. Bases 207 to 671 code for a protein of 154 amino acids. The transcript is spliced from 5 exons.
AGCACGCUUGCGCGGCUGUCACAGGGCUGCUUGGUUGGUCAGUGGGGAGUCGGCGCCUGCGUACUAAGACCCGUGUGCAGCAGCGGCGGCGGCGGUAGAGGCGGCGGCGGCGGCGGCAGCGGGCUCGGAGGCAGCGGUUGGGCUCGCGGCGGGCGGACCGGGUCGAGUCAGUGCGUUCGCGCGAGUUGGAAUCGAAGCCUCUUAAAAUGGCAGAUGAUUUGGACUUCGAGACAGGAGAUGCAGGGGCCUCAGCCACCUUCCCGAUGCAGUGCUCAGCAUUACGUAAGAAUGGCUUUGUGGUGCUCAAAGGCCGGCCCUGUAAGAUCGUGGAGAUGUCUACCUCCAAGACUGGCAAGCACGGCCAUGCCAAGGUCCACCUGGUUGGUAUUGACAUCUUUACUGGCAAGAAAUACGAAGAUAUCUGCCCAUCGACUCAUAAUAUGGAUGUCCCCAACAUCAAAAGGAAUGAUUUCCAGCUGAUUGGCAUCCAGGAUGGGUAUCUAUCGCUGCUCCAGGACAGCGGGGAGGUGCGAGAGGACCUUCGCCUGCCCGAGGGAGACCUCGGCAAGGAGAUUGAGCAGAAGUAUGACUGCGGAGAAGAGAUCCUGAUCACGGUGCUGUCUGCCAUGACAGAGGAGGCAGCAGUUGCAAUCAAGGCCAUGGCGAAAUAACUGCUCCCAGGUGAGUGUGCCGGCUGCCCGUCCCCAGCCCCUGCACGUGCUCCGCGUCCCAGACAAAACCUGCCUCAGUCCUGUUCCAGGCUU